Molecule: messenger RNA, 345 nt
Organism: Arabis nemorensis
Lineage: Eukaryota; Viridiplantae; Streptophyta; Magnoliopsida; Brassicales; Brassicaceae
Source: the annotation of a GenBank genome assembly
AUGGCUGAACAAGGAUUGGAAGGGAACCAACCAGUUGACCUUAAUUUGUUUGUUCGUUUCAGGAACAUUGUUUCAACUGUGAACCUAGAUUGUAAGCUCGACCUCAAAGCUAUUGCUUUGCANGCUCGCAAUGCUGAGUAUAACCCAAAGGUCGGGAAAGCAUACUUAGAAUUGAUAGANUAUUUAGAAGCUGAAANAGCAUUNCGGCUUGCCCGCCAGGCUUCUCCUAAANUAAGCAUGUAUGUAAGUGUGUUUAGAAGGAAUGGNUAUAUACUCAACCGUCCUCUAUCAUUUGAAGGAAGAUAUGAAGCUGAGUUACCUGACUCAGGAACUAAUAUCAACUGA